GCGCCGGGUACGGAACUCGGAACCCCCGGCGCGGCCGUGCUUCCGGCGCGCGCCGCUUCCGGUUCCGGCAUGGCCCCGCGCGCGCUGCCGGUGCUGCGGCCCGGCCGGCGGCCCCGGCCCGGCCAGUGGUACCGGCUGUCGCUGCACGGUGAGCGGCCCUGUGGGCGCGUGGGCCAUGGCUGCCUCUUCCUCCCGGGAGUGGGGCCCGGCCGUGUCCUCCUCCUGGGUGGUGCUGACCCCGAUGGUGCCUUUGCAGACGCUCACUUUGUGGAGCUGGGCACCCACCGCUGGGUUGCGACCAGCUGGACUGGGCUGCGUCCUCGCUAUGAGCACGCCACCAUCCUGCCCACCACCCGCCCUGUGCGUCUCUGGGUUUUUGGUGGCGCUCACCCGGCAGGGAACCGCAGCUGCAUCCAGGUGCUGGACCCUGAAAUAGGAACAUGGGAGAGUCCGGAAGUGAGUGGUAUUCAGCCAUUGCCGAGGACGUUCCACACCUCCUCCGCAGCCGUUGGAGAGCGCCUGUACGUGUUUGGAGGGGGAGACAAAGGAGCGGAACCUGUUGCGGACCAGCAGCUCCAUGUGUUCGACACAGCCACCCUGACCUGGUCCCAGCCAGAUACUCGUGGUGAUCCUCCCUCUCCUCGGCACGGACACGUCAUGGUUGCCAUCGGAACCAAACUCUUCAUCCAUGGAGGUUUAGCUGGUGAUGUUUUUCACAGUGAUCUGUUCUGCAUUGAUAUCGAUGACAUGCAGUGGGUGAAAGUAGCGGCCACCGGUGACAUCCCAGGAGGACGGGCGUCCCACGCAGCAGCAGCAUUCAAGGAGCAGUUGUACAUUUUUGGUGGGAUCGGUCCCAGCGGGGCGCUGGAUACGAUGUACAGGUACCACACAGAGAAGCAGCAGUGGACGCUCCUGCAGUUUGAUGCCCCGCUGCCCGCUGCAAGGCUGGACCACGCCGUGUGUGUCAUUCCCUGGCGCAUUGCGAGGAGCAUGGAUGUGGGAGCUGCCAACAGGGAGGGCAGAGCUAGGGAGGAGACAAACGUGUCGGCGGGUGACAAAGCCACCCCCCUCGAGAAGGGGCAGGAUGAGGAGCGGGAUGGAGCCCUCGUGCACCUGCUGUGGGUGUUCGGGGGGAUGAACACACAGGGGGAGGUGUACCGGGACUGCAUCGUCACCCUGGUUGAGUAGCGGAGCAGCACUGGCCCCUUCUGCUCCGUGUUACAGCAGGGUCACUUUGACUGCAUCAUUCUUCCCAAUAAACAAGUUCUUGCCCUCAGAGAGAUGGUGCUGUGCAAACACACCCACAGCACUCACGCUCUGCCCUUUGGCUGCUCUCACUUGAGCACAGGUUGCUGCAGGUGUGCCCGGCACAGUUUGCACUGUGUCAGGAAGGUCACACACUGCUGCCGGCAGGAAUGUCUCUGCAACGCCCCAGCUUUACUUGGGGGUGGUUUGAGCUCCAGAUUCCAGUGUGUUGGAAAGGAGUGAAUGCAAACCAGAAGCGAGGGGCUGAGUGUUUUUAAGGAGGCAUUAAGAGGGGGUACCACAACUGCUUAUCUCAUCCCAGAGAUGGGAGGAUUGCAGUUUAGUAAGAAGAGGAGAGCUGUUGGGUGAAUUGGUGCUUUCAGUCUCCAGGGAAAAGGCUUCCUUGCCUCAUCUGAGGCUCUAAUAAAGCUUUUAAAGAGUUUCCAUGCUCUAGGAGUUUGUGUAUGGAGUUCAGCUCCUCCCCUGCUCUGAGCUCUGUGUCAGCACUGAGAGGAAGGCACAAAAGGGUGCCCUCUCCAGGCUCUGGGGAAGCCACACAGGCAGGGAAGACUCCCCUCUGGCUCAGACCCCGGGAAGGGCAGGAUUGAGUGGUCAGCCCCAAGUCCUGCAGGAGACUCCUGCAAGGCUCCCUGGCCUCAGCUCGAGCCCCAAGGCAGAGAAACACAAGCUGUUGGUGCCCAUGUUCCAGCUUCCAGGCCUCUCCCUCUCUUCCUUCUCCCCACAAGUGAACCAGGGCUCUUCCACAAGGGAAGCUGUAGGGCAGCCAGAGCUCACCUGAGGAUGGGAGUAUUGCCA
Molecule: messenger RNA, 2061 nt
Organism: Cuculus canorus (common cuckoo)
Lineage: Eukaryota; Metazoa; Chordata; Aves; Cuculiformes; Cuculidae
Gene: RABEPK
Product: Rab9 effector protein with kelch motifs
Exons: 7
Coding region: 70-1188 (372 amino acids)
Molecular function (GO): protein binding
Source: RefSeq, a predicted model, not a curated record